Messenger RNA from Dentiscutata heterogama, 750 nucleotides. NCBI's taxonomy places the organism in Eukaryota, Fungi, Glomeromycota, Glomeromycetes, Diversisporales, Gigasporaceae. The record is from the annotation of a GenBank genome assembly.
AUGCCUGUCCACCUACAUAGUGAAAGUAGCAUCAUAGAUGACAUUAAUCCUUCUAUUGCCAUGGAAGAUAUGAUUAACUCCAAGAAUGUAUCUGUAUCGAUGCGCCCUUAUAUCAUGACUCAUGAUCCUUCGCGGCGGCACAAUGCCAAAUCGGAAUGUAAUGGUAACAAGAUAAUGUUAAUGAAUAAAGAAGAUGAGUCUAAUGAGGUGAUCGACGGAAUCAACUAUAGCAGUAACACCAAACGGCCUUCUCUUAAUUCUUCAUUAUCCUCGUUACCACGAAGAAAAUCUUCUGUAUUAGAUAUUUCAAGCCUGUUAUGCGACUUACCAUCCACUUCUUCUCCUGCUUACGACUCUUCUAUCGAUGGAGAUAGUAGCAUGGAUGACAUAUCAACAACUAGUCAACUUGGUGAUAAUGAAUCAUUGGAUUCUCCACGUUCUUGUCAUAACGUUCGCGUUGCGACUUCUACUCCUGAUACUUCACCUCCACUUUCUCCUUCUCCUAUUGAAAAAGAUGAAAAACUUUCUCUUAGAUUUUUGGAUCAGGUUUGGACCAAACGUUCUCACCUUAAUCAGGAUUCUUCGGUAGUUAGGCCUGUACUACCUUCAAUCAGAACUUUUGCUUCUUCACCUAAUCUGAGAUCGGAUGUUAACUCCGACUUACCUCAUAUUACAAAUUGCGAAAAUGGGAAUCUGGAUUCCCUCUCAUUUUCAUCAUCGACAACAACAACAUCAUCAUCAUCAAUCUGA